UAUUUUUUAAAAAAAAAAAAUCCUCCAUUAUCAAUAUUACUAUAUCUAAGAAUGUAAGCUUAACUUCUGUUUCCUUUCCUAUACUUUAAUAUGUAGGCAUUCUCAGAGACUUCAUCACAAUCAGUAAUGCGAAAUGAUCUGGGGGAGAAGAAACACUAUAUCCAAACUAAGCAAUGCAGGAAGAACAAUAAAACUGUGCUAACGCUUCUUUUUUUGCCCUGGUUUUGCAUAUGCAUAGCGGAAAGCUUUGAUUUGAAGUCAGAAUGUCAUCAAGAUCAGCACAUGAAUUUGUACCUAAAAACAUCCUGAUAACCGGCGCUGCGGGUUUCAUAGCUUCCCAUGUGACCAACAGGCUCGUUAAGCAACACCCUCACUACAGAAUCGUUGCCCUAGACAAGCUCGAAUACUGUUCUUGCUUAAAGAAUUUAAAUCCCAGCUUUGAAUUGCCGAAUUUCAAGUUCGUCAAUGCGGACAUAUUGAGUGAUGAUCUCAUGAACCACCUAUUGGAGGCUGAGGAUAUUGACACAAUAAUGCACUUUGCAGCCCAAACACAUGUUGACAACUCUUUUGGAAACUCUUUCGAGUUCACCAACAAUAAUGUCCUUGGGACUCAUGUACUUCUUGAAGCCUGUAAGGUUACCGGAAGGAUCAAGAGAUUCAUCCAUGUUAGUACUGAUGAAGUUUAUGGCGAGACAGAUAUGGAGACUAAUAUUGGAAACUGCGAGGGUUCCAGACUCCUUCCUACAAAUCCGUAUUCAGCUACUAAAGCUGGAGCUGAGAUGCUUGUCAUGGCUUAUCAUCGAUCCUAUGGUCUCCCUACAAUCACCACUAGGGGGAAUAAUGUGUAUGGUCCAAAUCAAUUCCCUGAAAAACUCAUUCCAAAGUUAAUUCUUCGUUCAAUGCAGGGGCUAGAUUUACCUAUUCAUGGCGAUGGAUCAAACGUCAGAAGCUAUCUUUACUCAGGAGAUGUUGCGGAGGCUUUCGACAUCAUACUUCAUAAAGGGGUUAUCGGAAAUGUAUACAAUAUCGGAACGAAGAAAGAAAGGAGUAAUUUAGAUGUAGCUGAGGAUAUAUGCAAAUUAUUCGGAAGGAACUCCAAAGAAGUUAUCAAGUUUGUAGAAGAUAGGCCUUUCAAUGACAAGCGAUAUUUCCUGGAUGACCAAAAACUGAAGAACUUAGGUUGGGAGGAAAGGACUUCUUGGGAGGAAGGGCUGAGAAAUACAAUUGAAUGGUACAAGGUAAAUACUGACUGGUGGGGUGAUGUUACUGCAGCACUUCAUCCCCAUCUAAGCUUCUCAACCGGUGUCACAUUCAGUUGAUGACGAGAAAUUGUGGCGUGUAGCAAUUGGAGGGAAAAUGCCCUGCAAAUCAGAUUCAGAUAUCACUUGAUUCUCGAAAAAGAAAUUUGGUCUUCUGUUUUCCGUUUUCGGUUCCCACUGUAACUUAAGAAACGUCUCAAGCCCUUCCAAAACUAGAAAAACUGUAGUUUUUUUUUUUUUAAUAAGGUUCCUGUUUAUUAAUUUAAGAUACCUACUCUAUUAUAUUGCAUUAUAUUAUAAAUUAAUUAUGCAGUGAUCUACCCUAUAGUGAUCUACCCUUUUCCAUCCAUCAAUCAAAAGGAUUUUUUGUGUUUUUAAUUUGUCUUUUAUUAAAAAUGAGUAUGUGAAAGGAUAAUGACUAUGUGAGGGUGGG
Oldenlandia corymbosa var. corymbosa is the source of this 1692-nucleotide messenger RNA. Lineage: Eukaryota; Viridiplantae; Streptophyta; Magnoliopsida; Gentianales; Rubiaceae. The record is from the annotation of a GenBank genome assembly.